UCGACUCGGUCUCUAUUGAGGAGAACAGCAGGAGAACAGCUCAGGAUACCCACUAAAGACAAGCAACUAACUUUGGGACCAGAGAAAUUCCCUUAGACCCGAGAGUGCACAGACAGAUUCAUAGAAGACCUGACUCAAGGAAUCUUUUAAAGAAACAACUUUAUCACACUUUUAUUAUACAGACAAGAACAUUUUGCACUACUGGAAGACAACUAAAUAAAAAUAACCAUACCACUAUUUCUAUCAAGGCAGACUUUUUUCUGGAGGGAUUUACCCAAAAGAAUAAGGAUGAAGCUGAUUUGUGGAUGUUAUGGUUUGAUGUUGCUGGUUUUGGGGAUAAUGGGACAGAAGCUGCCCACACGUGACGAAGGCCUCUUUCAGAUGCAGAUCAGGGAUAAAGCUCUGUUUCAUGACUCCUCUGUCAUGCCCGAUGGAGCUGAGAUCAGUGGAUACCUGUUCAGGGACACACCCAAAAGGUACUAUUUUGUGGUGGAGGAAGACAACACUCCUCUGUUAGUGACAGUGACACCAUGCGAUGCUCUUGAGUGGAGACUGACAUUGCAGGAGCUCCCAGAGGAACGCAGUGGAGAAGGAUCAGGUGAGCCAGAACCUCUUGAGCAGCAGAAACAGCAAGUCACGGUCAGUGAAGGUACCGAACUCUUCACCUACAAAGGAAAUGACGUAGAGUCAUUCAUCGCCACCAGCUCUCCUUCAGGCUUGUAUCAGCUAGAAAUCCUCUCCACAGAAAAGGACAGCAACUUCAAGAUCUAUGCUACCACAACUCCUGAGUCCGACCAGCCAUACCCAGAGCUACCUUACGACCCUAGAGUUGACGUCACUGCGCUGGGUCGUACCACUGUCACGUUAGCUUGGAAACCCACCCCUACGGGCUCUAUAAUGGGCCAACCGAUCCAGUACUGUGUGGUUAUUAACAAGGAGCACAACUUCAAGAGUUUGUGUGCGGCAGAAGCAAAAAUGAGCUUGGAUGAUCCAUUCAUUACCGUUCCAAAACCAGGCCGGGACUUCAGCCCCUUUGACUUUGCUCAUUUUGGUUUCAUCCCAUCUGAUAAUGAUUUUAGUAAGGAUCGCUCCCUUACCACCAACCGAGCUCUGAGCAAUAAGAUAAGUCGCACAUACAUCCCUAAGCCCAAGGCUUUAGACAUACAGAAGAUAUGCAUUGGCAACAAGAACAUUUUUACAGUGUCGGACCUAAAGCCUGACACGCAAUACUACUUUGAUGUGUUUGCCAUGAACAUGGGCACCAAUAUGAGCACUGCUUACGUGGGUACCUUUGCCCGCACCACGGAGGAAGCCAAGCAAAAGACUGUGGAACUCAAGGAUGGGAAAGUUUUCAACGUCUUCAUCAAGAGAAAGGCCAGUAAAUUCCUUCGUUUUGCACCAGUGUCCUCUCAUCAGCGUGUCACACUCUUCCUCCAUGCCUGUCUGGAUGCAGUGCAAGUUCAGGUGCGCCGUGAUGGGAAGCUUGUUCUGUCUCAAAACGUUGAGGGUGUUGGUCAGUUCCAACUCCGUGGCAAGCCCAAAGCCAAGUACUUGAUUCGUCUGCGAGGGUCCCGCAAGGGUGCUUCCACUUUGAAAGUGCUUGCCAGCACCCGUGCCGGAGGCAAGCAACCUUUCCCCACCCUACCUGAGGAUACCCGCAUAAAGGCUUUCGAUAAGUUGCGUACCUGCUCCUCCGUCACAGUGGCUUGGCUUGGCAGUCAGGAGCGCAAUAAGUACUGCGUUUACCAACGCGAAGUCUCUGAAAGUUAUGCCGAAGAGCAUCGACGCCGUGAACAGAACCAGUGCGCUGGACCGGAGAGCCGACGCAAGUCCGAGAAGGUGCUUUGCAAAUACUUCCAUAGCGCCAACCUGCAAAAGGCUGUCACCACAGAGACCAUAACAGGCCUCGAAGCGGGAAAGAGUUACCUCCUGGAUGUUUAUGUGGUGGGACACAACGGCCACUCAGUCAAAUACCAGAGUAAACUGGUGAAAACAAGGAAGUACUGUUAAAAAACAGAGAUACUCCGAAGCAUAGACUCUGCACAGAAGUAAAUAUAUUAUAUAUAUAAUGAGAAAAAAAGAAGUUUAUUUAACUCGAAGUGAUAUUCUACUAAGGAGAGUUUUGCAGACUGACUACUCGCGCACAACGCUAAUGCUAACGACGCAUGUGUCGCAAUUUCUGAACUGCCUGUAGAGUGCGAUAUCAACCUCUGUAUUUAUGUUUACAUUACCGAGUCUGGCACUCUCAGGCGACCUUAGGCACCUGAAGGUUUGUUCUCAGGGGGUGCCAUUGCUGUUGCCAUGGAAAUGAGAGUUGAGGAGUCGCAGUUCUCUUUUGGCCACUGCAUGCACCAUUUGUCCGCUGUAUGUCUAAGUUUUUUCUGUUUGUACGGUUUUGUUUUUAAGCCAGCCAUUGCAGAGGUAGCUCAAUGACUCUUUCUCUCCACUCUCCAGCCCUGUCUUCAAAACACAGUUUAGAAGAUUUUUUAAAUUAUUUUAAUUUUUAUUUUUAACUGUUAUUUUUGUUUAUUCACAAUAAUUAUUAGUGAUAAAAAAGUGUUUUAAAUCUAUAUGAAAGUUGACAUUGUUGAAGCGUUUCCCCACUGUCUGUUUGUGUGUAUAACCUCAGUUUGUGAAUCUGGUGUGUGUAAAUGUGUUUCAUCUCUGUGUCUCAUGUACAGAUUUUCUCUGCCAAUAUUCAUGUACAUAAAACACUAAAUAUAGACAUCUGUAAUCCCAGUGGUGCUGUGUUUCUCUGCCAGUAUAACGUGCAAUCUGGACCGUAUCCUUAAUUGAAUGACUGAGGGUGUGUUUUUGUGAUGUUUAUAUCAUCUGAGUCAUAGCCUAGUGCUCUGAAACAUUUAGCUGUGUUCAUAUGGGUGAUGUAAGUUUGAGUCUGGCUUGCAACAUUUACCAAUUAUACCACUCCAUCUUCUACCCAUAAUUCCCUGUCAUAUCUGCAUUAUUACUAUUAAAUAAACUAUUUCAACUGGUCAUUCACACCUCAGUUUUGAAGAAGCUGUGGAAAUUUAGGAGCGAUUUCAUUGUGAAGCCAUUUAAGGCUGUUCACUCAUAAAUAAUGUGAAGAUGCAUUCAUAAACAAAUGGCAUAGCUGUUUCCUUUAAACCAUUCACAACUCUGAACACAUCUGUCACAUUCAGUGAUGUUCUACUUCAGUUUUAAACUUGGAAAAAUAAAAUAUCUUCAAGUAAACUUUUCAUUUAAUAGUAAAAGCUCCAAUGAAUUUCCCCUAAAUAUACAGUAUUAUAUAAAAAA
Molecule: messenger RNA, 3276 nt
Organism: Xyrauchen texanus (razorback sucker)
Lineage: Eukaryota; Metazoa; Chordata; Actinopteri; Cypriniformes; Catostomidae
Gene: ndnf
Product: neuron-derived neurotrophic factor
Biological process (GO): extracellular matrix organization
Molecular function (GO): protein binding
Source: RefSeq, a predicted model, not a curated record